This is a messenger RNA of Fonsecaea erecta, 1413 nucleotides long. RefSeq lists its product as hypothetical. Gene Ontology annotation, cellular component: intracellular anatomical structure. The record is from RefSeq and is a predicted model, not a curated record. NCBI's taxonomy places the organism in Eukaryota, Fungi, Ascomycota, Eurotiomycetes, Chaetothyriales, Herpotrichiellaceae. Gene Ontology annotation, molecular function: FMN binding; NADPH dehydrogenase activity; NADP binding. The transcript has a single exon. Bases 1 to 1413 code for a protein of 470 amino acids.
AUGUCGUCGCAGAUCCCAAUUGCUCCGGCCGCACCAGGUCUGAACCCAGGUGUGCCGAAUUUGCCAUACUUCACGCCAGCGCAUGCCGUCAGCCCAGGCGUGCCCUAUCAGCUGACACCUCAUACGCCUACAUUAUUCCGACCCCUCAGGAUCCGGGGCAAGACUCUUCGCAAUCGAAUCGUUGUGUCGCCCAUGUGCCAGUACUCGACAGCUUCUGGAGGGCCUCAGAUCGGCCAGUUGACCGACUGGCACGUGGUGCAUCUUGGGCAAUACGCCGUCAAAGGAGCCGCAAUUGUCUUUGUCGAAGCCACAGGGGUACAGCCGCACGGCCGAAUCACACCCCACUGCCCGGGGCUGUGGGAUGAUGCGCAAAUCGAGAGUUUCAGACGGGUCUCGGACUUUGUGAAAUCCCAAGGCAGUCUCGCCGGGAUCCAACUUGGCCAUGCGGGUAGGAAAGCCAGUACUGUUCCGCCCUGGAUUGCCGAUCAGGCACAUAGAUCGGCCAUGCGUGCGACGGCAGAAGUCGGCGGGUGGCCUGAGCACGUCGUCGGCCCGAUGGGUGGUCCAGAGAACUCCUGGGAUGGGAAGGGUCUGGCUGACGACGGGGGGUUCUGGUCUCCACGGCAGCUCAGCGUCUCGGACAUCCAGGAGAUCGUCCACGCGUUUGCAGCAAGUGCCAGGCGUGCGGUGCAAGCUGGGUUCGACGUCAUUGAGAUCCACGGCGCGCAUGGAUACCUCAUCUUUCAAUUUCUCAGCCCAAUCACCAAUCGAAGAACUGAUCAGUACGGCGGGAGCUUCGAAAACCGCACUAGGUUCCUGAGGGAGGUCCUUCAAGCGGUCCGAGCAGAGAUCCCGGCCGACAUGCCCUUGUUUCUCCGAAUCAGCGCGACAGAGUGGAUGGAAGAGACCGCGCUCGGCCAGGAAUAUGGUAGCUGGGACCUCACGAGCACCAUCAAGCUCGCCGCCUUGUUACCUUCGCUCGGAGUCGAUCUACUCGAUUGCAGCAGUGGUGGAAAUCAUCCGCAACAACGCAUUCAGAUGAUGUCGUCGCAGGACUACCAAACAAAGAUGGCGGCUCAGACACGACAAAGAGUUAGGCGCGCCGGGCUGAAGCUCUUGAUUGGUGCGGUUGGCCUCAUCAGUAGGGCUGAGCAGGCGAGAGACAUUGUCGAAGGGACCCCUAGAAGUGAGGAUGUCGCCAUUAGACAGGCGCCGGAAUGCAAGAUCCCAGAAGAAGCUGCUGUGGCCGAGGGUAUGACCAAUGCGCAGGGUCAAGAACCCAUGGCGGAUGUCAUUUUCGUGGCAAGGCAAUUUCUGCGAGAGCCUCAAUGGGUUUUGAAGGUGGCCUGGCAGCUGGGCGUAGACGUUGCGUGGCCUAGCCAAUGCUUGAAAGUGCGAUAUCGGGAGCUUUGA